This is a messenger RNA of Closterium sp. Naga37s-1, 1812 nucleotides long. The record is from the annotation of a GenBank genome assembly. NCBI's taxonomy places the organism in Eukaryota, Viridiplantae, Streptophyta, Zygnematophyceae, Desmidiales, Closteriaceae.
AUGCCGGGCGCUUCGUCGAGACUGUCGCCAACAGUGUCGCCGAGACUGUCGCCACGACUGUCGCUGGCGGCGUUGGAUUCCAUUGUUUUGGGGGACGAACUGUGGCGGAGCAUUGAGCGGCUCGACGGGCGCGCCGACGGCGAAGAGGGAUGCGACGACGAGGGGCGCGGCGCGCAAGAGGGGUGCGGUGCGGAGGAGGGUUGCGACUCUGGUAAUGACGGCGCGACGCCGUGGGACGACGUGGUGAAGGACCUCUUUCCUGAGCUGCAUGCCGCCACCCAUGAUGCCGCCCAUGAUGCCGCCCAUGAUGCCGCCCCGCCACCGCCUCCGCCGCCGCCCACAUCGGAUAUCGUGCUGCAGGUCCCGGCCAUUUCGUCUCCCCCUGCGCCCCCCUCCCCUCGCUCCGGCCCCACCUCCCUCUUCGGCUCUCUUCCCGCCGCUAGCAUCGGGCCGCCCCCCUCCGCCUGUGCGCGCGCGGAUUCCCCGCCACUGGAUGCCGCGCAGCUGCCUUCCGCUGGCAGCGAGCCCAUGAUCGACGCGACGAGGCUCGUGCGCGGGGCGCCGCAUACUGGGGGGGCAGCUUUGCCGCUCCUCUGCGCGCGGGCGCCUGACCGCCACGACCGCCGCGCUUGCGCGCUGCUCGCGCUGCCUGCCGCGUCUUCGCGCAUCCCGCCUCCGGCAGGCGCGCUGAAACGGCGGGCGGACGAGCUGAGAAGGGGCGAGGGCGCGCGGAGUGGCUUCGCCAAGACCCCGCCUGCCUCGAGAAGCAGCUGCGGCGCCGCUGAUGGUCCUGAUUGGCAGGACCCCGCCACGCGCACAGGAGGCGGGAGGGUGAGGACUGGCCCGCCCUCGCCCCUCCUUCUCCCACCCCUCGCUCUUCCGCCUUCCUCUCCCCCAGUCCUCAGAACCCCCUCCUCCUCCUUUUCAGCCCUCACGCUCCCGACCCCCCUCGCACUCCCCACGCCAUCCACGCCCUUCCCGUCUGACCGCGCGCCCCCUUCCGCCACUGCGCACCCCCCUCACCCCUCACCCGCGCAUCUUCCCGCCAGCCCCUCACCUGCCCGCUGCCCUGCCACCUCCCGUUCCCGCCCCUGGCGCAAUUACGGGGCGGCUGAGAGGCCAGGUGGCGGAGAUUUUGGGGGAACGGCCGUGGGGGGAGGAGCGACCGUGGGAAGAGGAGCAACCGUGGGGACAGGAGCUGCAGUGACAGGGAGAGCAGCAGUGGGCAUCAGGAAAAUUACGGCCGCAGCAGCAGCAGCACCUGGGGAAAGAGGAGGGUCAGCAGAGCUUGCUAGGGCAGCAGGCGGGGCAGGCAGCGCUGCAGGCGAGGGGUUGGCCGGGGCAAAGCGGCGGAAGGUGGGGGGUGGGGGACGCGUGUGUAUGUCGGCGGAAGCAGCGGCAGCACUGGAGGAAUACCGGGAGAAGGCGGCACAGCGGCAGCGGCGAGGCACUGCCAUGGACGCCCAGAGCGUGGCUGCUAGACGCAGGAGGGCCAACAUCAGCAGCAGAAUGGGCGUGCUCAAGUCGUUGGUGCCGGGCAGUGCAAGGCUGGACACGGCAUCACUGCUGGAGCGAGCAGCAGCGUACAUCGCCUUCCUGCACGACCACUCCCUGGCUGCGGGCGCCGGGCACGCUGACCAGCUGCAAGCACGCUUCACUGACGGGCUGGGUGCCGCGGAUGAGGUGUUGGACGGCGGUGGCAGUGACGCCUGUGCUCAUGCUGGUGGGGUUGGUGCUGGUAGGAGUGCUGCUGGUGCUGGGAAUAGGGAUGGAGGUGGUGGUGCAGAUGAUGCGGACUGCAUGGACAUCUGA